This is a messenger RNA of Austrofundulus limnaeus, 1218 nucleotides long. Its product is annotated as glyceraldehyde-3-phosphate dehydrogenase. Gene Ontology annotation, molecular function: NADP binding; NAD binding; glyceraldehyde-3-phosphate dehydrogenase (NAD+) (phosphorylating) activity. The transcript has 11 exons. Lineage: Eukaryota; Metazoa; Chordata; Actinopteri; Cyprinodontiformes; Rivulidae. The record is from RefSeq and is a predicted model, not a curated record. Gene Ontology annotation, cellular component: cytosol. The coding region runs from base 1 to 1005 and encodes 334 amino acids. Gene Ontology annotation, biological process: glucose metabolic process; glycolytic process.
AUGGUGAAGAUUGGAAUCAACGGAUUUGGACGUAUUGGCCGUCUGGUGACCCGCGCCGCCAUCGCUGGAGGCAAAGUUCAAGUCGUGGCCAUCAACGACCCCUUCAUCGACCUGGAGUACAUGGCCUACAUGUUCAAGUACGACUCCACCCAUGGCUCUUGGAAGCAAGGAGAAGUGAAGACAGAAGGUGGCAAACUGGUCAUCGGCAACCAUAAAAUCACGGUUUUCCAAGAGAGAGACCCGGCCAACAUCAAGUGGGCCGACGCUGGAGUGGAUUAUGUUGUGGAGUCCACCGGUGUGUUCACCACCAUCGAGAAGGCUUCUGCUCACCUGAAGGGCGGAGCAAAAAGAGUCGUGAUCUCCGCUCCCAGUGCCGACGCCCCCAUGUUCGUCAUGGGCGUGAACCACGACAAGUACGACAAGUCCAUGAAGAUCGUCAGCAACGCUUCCUGUACAACCAACUGCCUGGCUCCCCUGGCCAAGGUCAUCAACGACAACUUCGGCAUCGUUGAGGGUCUCAUGAGCACCAUCCACUCCGUCACCGCCACCCAGAAGACGGUCGACGGUCCCUCGGGUAAGAUGUGGAGAGACGGGCGAGGGGCCGCCCAGAACAUCAUCCCGGCCUCCACCGGCGCUGCCAAGGCUGUGGGCAAAGUGAUCCCUGAGCUGAACACAAAGCUGACUGGUAUGGCUUUCCGAGUCCCGACCCCCAACGUGUCUGUGGUCGACCUGACUGUCCGUCUGGAGAAGCCUGCAACGUAUGAUGACAUCAAGAAGGCUGUGAAGGCGGCUUCUGAGGGACAAUUGAAGGGAAUCCUGGGAUACACAGAAGAUCAGGUUGUGUCGACGGACUUUAACGGCGACAGUCACUCCUCCAUCUUUGAUGCUGCAGCUGGCAUCGCUCUGAACGACAAGUUUGUCAAGUUAGUUUCAUGGUACGACAAUGAGUUCGGCUACAGCAACCGUGUGUGUGACCUGGUGCAGCACAUGUUCUCCAAAGAGUAACUUUCUGCUUCCUUGUCCUGAAAUCUGUAACUGGAUGCUCUGACCUCCAGAGCAAUCCUCCUUUUGUUAAAUUAAAUUAAAAUAUUUCAGCAUCAAAGAUUGAUCAGAUUCUCCAUCACUGAACUCUAAACUACUGAAUAGUUUUAUUGCACUUCACCUCUUGUCCACCUAGAGUUUUUUUUCUGAAUGUUUAAUAAAAACCUUUGGGAUGAA